Messenger RNA from Vigna unguiculata (cowpea), 881 nucleotides. RefSeq lists its product as uncharacterized. NCBI's taxonomy places the organism in Eukaryota, Viridiplantae, Streptophyta, Magnoliopsida, Fabales, Fabaceae. The record is from RefSeq and is a predicted model, not a curated record.
CGAGUGAGCUUGGAUAAGAUAGUGCGAGACUUAGUUGAGUUUGGUAAGACAGUGUGAGAAGAUGAACACUGUGAAGUUGAGACCAGAGCUUCACGUUCCAAUUUCUUCUUCAAACCCUCCACUGUGUGUCAAACCCAUCAAAUUUCUGGUACUAUCGUCGCACGCCAAAACCUUAAAGCAUCCACCAUCGAAAUUCGCACUGAGUCUGAGAGAAAACAGAGGAAGCGAAGAGCAUAGUCGGAGGGUGGUUGUACUGAAAGAUGAGAAGGGUAUUUCGAAUUCCAGUGUUGUGAUAAUGGGAGCGGUGUGCGUGGGGAUUUUGGCGGUGAUUCUGACGGAGGAGAAGGCCUUGGCAUUGGGCCCUGAAGGCCCACUGGUGGAAGAGUUUUGGGACAACGUAAGGAGAUAUGGGCUCUACGCUCUCACCGUCAGCACAGGUGCUCUUUACACCAUCUUCCGCCCCAUACUCGACCUUCUCAGGAAUCCCGUUUCCGCCAUUUUCAUUCUUGCUCUUUUCGGGGGUUCCCUCUACCUUAUGUCGCAAGUCCUCUCUGCUAUGGUUGGUGUCUCUGAAUUUUCUUACGAUUAUGGAUACUAAGACCUCCCAUUGUAUCAUCAUCAUUAUCCUUAUAUUAUAACAUCAUGCGUUUUAAAUGUCUAGAUUUUGUUAUUUAGUUUUUGUUUCAACCGAUUAAUGUUCGGACAGCUCGGUUUGAACCAAAGGGAUUCCCAUAGCAACAACAUAAUGUGAUUAUUCGGUUGAACCAAUUAAAAGAUGACCAUUUAAUGUUGUUUUCAAAAUACAGUAGCUCAAUCAACUACUAGUCUAGCUUUCUGUAUGUACCAUUUGUAAAGAAAAAAUAAAAUAAAACUUUUCUGUA